Messenger RNA from Saccharomyces eubayanus, 636 nucleotides. It is a transcript of the gene FAU1, whose product is annotated as 5-formyltetrahydrofolate cyclo-ligase. The transcript has a single exon. Gene Ontology annotation, molecular function: 5-formyltetrahydrofolate cyclo-ligase activity. The record is from RefSeq and is a predicted model, not a curated record. Bases 1 to 636 code for a protein of 211 amino acids. Gene Ontology annotation, cellular component: mitochondrion. Lineage: Eukaryota; Fungi; Ascomycota; Saccharomycetes; Saccharomycetales; Saccharomycetaceae. Gene Ontology annotation, biological process: folic acid-containing compound biosynthetic process; tetrahydrofolate interconversion.
AUGGCCACCAAACAAAUAUUGAGACGGCAAAUCAAGAGGGCGAUAAGGGCCCUUGAUUACGAUACUAUCGCUACAGAAUCACAUGCUAUAUCUCAAGUAGUACGGUCAUUAAUUGCUUCCACUCACACUAAAAGUGUAGCAUGUUAUAUGAGCAUGGAUAAAGGAGAAGUAACAACCGGAGAAAUCAUCAAGAACCUAUUUGAUGAUGGAAAAGAGGUUUUUUUGCCAAGAUGCACACAUACUUCCGAAUCCAAGCAUUUCAAAUUACGGGAUGACCAUCAUCCACAUUUAAUAUUCCAUCGAAUGACUAGUUUGACAAUGGUACGUGAUUUGAAGCCCCAAGGUCCAUAUCAAUUAAAGGAGCCUGAACCCCACUUUGAGGAAGCCACCAAUUUGGAUCUUGUUUUGGUGCCUGGGGUGGCAUUUGAUCUCAAAACCGGUGCAAGGAUGGGCCACGGUGCUGGGUACUAUGAUGAUUUCUUUCAACGGUAUAAGAUAGUACAUGAUGGCCAUAAACCACUUCUAGUUGGGUUAUGCCUUGUAGAACAAGUGACUGCGCCUAUUCCUUUGGAGAAACAUGAUUUCCCUAUGGACUGUAUAGUAUGUGGAGAUGGAUCCAUACAUUGGGUUAAAUAG